UGGUUAAUGUUGUGGUCGCCAUGGGACCGUGACGAUUUUCAUCUUAGUGCCACCCAGGGGCCAAGAACUAGCUAAAGCUCCCUCGCUCCCCUUUCUUCUCUUCCAAAUCAUCCCUCGUCCUUCUCACCUCUCAUCUCUCACACCUUCUUCACCCUCACCACCGAGUCUCACACCUCGACCAUCAAACAUAAACUCUGAGAGCUCAGCCAUCAACCGUCCCAUCUCGAGCUGACUAAGGUCAUCCGACAACCGAGUCAAGACUCAAGGGACCUUACAGAUAUUCGUACACGACUCGCACUCGUACCCUCCAGCUCUGCUUCCCACUUUUCCGAGAGGAAAAAAACACCUGCACUGCCUCACCUAGUUGCAUAUACGCUACUCCAGUCGACACACCCGCCGUUGCGCAAGGCCCAAACCAGACACCUCGCGCUCGCGGCCACUUGUUCACCUUUCCUUCGCCGCCGUCACACCGCCGACCGACAGCGCAGUACCUUACCUCACACAGCCCGGCCGAGCCCAGUCGUUGUCGUCAGUUAGGCUCUCCCUCUCUCUGCAGUGCUGCACCGUUAUUCUCCAUAGCGGCGGCAACCGGUCUUGGCUUGCGCGUCUUCUCUACGGUUACAAGUGAUUGGCUUGGCAGAUUUUGCAGUUCCCUUCACCUUUGACCCAAAGUACCGACCGUCUAUCGGACUGGACCCGUCUCAUCUCCGGCACCCCGGCCCCCAGACGCGGAAGACUUGCCAAGGAGGCCUCUCUCCCGCGCCACAGUUGAUCAUCUAAUUCCAAAGCUCAAAGCUCUCAUCUGCGCCAUAAGAGAGAACAACAACAACGAUAUCAUUGUCGACAUCUUCUCUCAUCCAGCAUUUCAAUAUUGACAUACCCAUCCAACCAACGAGGAAUCCCGGAACAAGGCCACUACAAGAACCCCGACUCACAGCUCGGUUCGCGUUUCGUCUCAACAUCUGGGCGCUGAUCUGAAGCGAUCUGAUCUUUGCCACAAAAAGCACAAGCCCAAGCACUCCACCAACACCCAAGUCACCAACACACCACCUUUACCUUACGAAUACAUUCGUAUCCACCAUCCGAAUAGCCGUCGUCACCUCCAGGCGCGGCACGGCACAGCAUGAACACCUGUGAGUACCUUUCUUCCCUUAUUACCUAAGUCUUUACUUUUGAGCCAAAAGACCGAAAUCCCAUUCAUUACCCGCCUACCCCCGUCCCCUAUCCCCCAUCUUGCCCCUAGUCACCGUUGCAUUCGUCUUUCUUGGCAGGACAGCGGAUUACCAGAGCCCAAAGGAACAUUCGCAAAACACAUUACACACUCUCACUCCGUUUCCAAUAUCACCGCUCUGUUAAUUUGUUUCCCUUCUCGACGGAGUGUUGUUUUGUUGUUUCUAUCCCUCCGCCCCUUACCUUCAAUUCCUCUCCCUUUCCACUCGCAGGUGGGAGACUAUCUUCUAGACUACCACUCUAGUCUCAUCCCUCUCCCACCAAUUGCCUGUGCAACCGCCGGGAGCCAAGUGUGACCUCGAGCAGUUGUCACUCAUCCACACCACUAUCUACCCCCGUUCCCUCCGUCGCCUCCACAAAAUCAUUCCCACCUGCACUCCACACAGCUAGUUUCACGUCAUUACCCUAUUUCACUUAACGAACCAUUCCCCUUGACCAUCCCUCACCUCACCUAUCCAAUUUGUUUCCUGCCUCACCUUUCCACCCGUCAAUCACAAAGCGCCAGCGCUCAGCCCGCUCUAAACACAUAACUGACCAUGCCGUCACUCAUCGGCUCAGUCAACCACUUCGAUAUCAAACGCAAAGCUCACGGCCUCAGCCGCCGGAGUCAGGAGCAAACAUGGAACCCAUUCCGUCACGUAUCAUGGGAGAACCAACCGGGUAAACGAUCCACCUGGGACGGCGCCAAUCUUGAGGCACAGCGCGAGGUGCCCGCGGAAGAGAGGGAAACCGACGAGGCGAUACAUCACGUUCAGAGCGAGCCCGUACCCAGAGAUUCCGAGACAGUACGCAACAGUUUGGGCAAGGAGACGAGAUCAGGAACAGGAAGCGGCAGCGGCGACACAAUGUUUGAGAACAAGCCCGAGGACGGUGGAGUAAGGAAUCGAAAGACGGAAAACGCACAAGGCGAGGAUCUGCCGCAAGAUGAGGAGGAGAGGCCCAAAGCCAAGAAGCAGAAGUCCGGUCUGAUUCGACACGUCCAGCCGAAAACGCCAUUCACCGUCGCCAACCAGCUCCAGAGAACCCUGCUCAGCUCAUAUAUCAACAUUUUGAUCUUGGCAGCACCCGCCGGUAUCGCCAUCAGCUACGUCUCCUCUGUCAACAAGAUUGCCGUAUUCGUCGUCAACUUCAUCGCCAUUAUCCCAUUGGCAGCCAUGCUGGGUUUUGCAACCGAAGAAAUCGCACUGAGGACGGGUGAGACAUUGGGCGGUCUUCUCAACGCAACUUUCGGAAACGCCGUCGAACUCAUUGUCGCCAUUCUCGCCUUGGCCGAAGGAAAGGUCCUCAUUGUGCAGACGUCGCUCAUUGGUUCCAUUCUCUCCAACCUGUUGCUCGUUAUGGGCUUCUGUUUCUUCUUUGGCGGAAUCAACCGACCCGAGCAAUACUUCAACACCACCGUCGCCCAGACCGCCGCCUCACUCUUGGCUCUCGCUGUUGCCUCCGUCAUUGUUCCCACCGUAUUCGACAAGAACGACGGCACCGACAACACCGUCCACGUCGCCGCUCUCUCUCGUGGGACAGCCGUCAUUUUGCUCAUUAUCUACGCCUCGUACCUGUUCUUCCAGCUCAAGACCCACAAUGCCGUCUUCAACGAGGAGUCGCAAAAGGUCGCCGCCAAGCCCUGGAGCCGCGGCGGCUUGAAGGAGGGCGCUCUCGCUCGCGGAUUGGCCGGCACUGGAGCGCGCAUGGCUCAGACCGGUGUCCGCGGAGAGAGUGAGAACGAGAGGCAGGAGCUGAGCCGCAUGAUGAUGCAACGCCACGAGGAAGAGGAGGACGAAGAGGAGGAGCCCCAGUUGCACUUCUUGGUCGCCGUCGGCACUCUCACCGGAGCCACCGUUCUCAUCGCCUUCUGCGCCGAAGCCAUGGUCAGCUCCAUCGACUACGUCACCAAGGAGGGCGGUAUCAGCGAGGAGUUUGUCGGUCUCAUUCUCUUGCCUAUUGUCGGUAACGCCGCCGAGCACGCCACUGCUGUCACUGUCGCUAUCAAGGACAAGAUGGAUCUCGCUAUUGGUGUCGCUGUCGGUUCGAGUAUGCAGGUUGCGCUGUUCCUGAUUCCCUUGUUGAUCAUCAUCGGCUGGGGUAUGGGCAACGACGCCAUGACGCUCAGCUUCGACCUCUUCCAGGUUGCUGUUCUGUUCGUCGCUGUUCUUCUGGUCAACUACCUGAUUGCCGAUGGCAAGAGCCAUUGGCUCGAGGGGCUGCAGCUCAUUUGUCUGUAUGCCAUUAUCGCAACAUGCUCAUGGUGGUACCCCGCCACUGGUGUUGCCGGCUAAGCCAACCAACUCUCCUGUUACGACCAUUUCUCAUUUCAUCAAAACUUUGUUCGAGCGUGUGUGCCAAUUUUUCUAUUCAUAUAAUGUCUUGUUUUUUAUUCAAGAAGGGUCGCCUUUUCUUGAUGUGUACAUAUAGGACCAAACGUGCGGGAUUCCUUGGAGGAACUGUACAUUGAACCCGCCCCUUUUGGGUAUUUACCGAGACUACGGGCUUUGCGAGCCACGGAGGAGAGGGGGAUAUACGUGUGUGCGAGUGAAGGAAAGAGAGUAAUGAGACGAGAGUGAAGUACAUGAGUCUAUCGGCAUGUAUAUGCUGCCAGAUGGAGAGUACUCGAAAAGAAAUAACAAACAAGUUCAAGCCUAC
Colletotrichum scovillei is the source of this 3867-nucleotide messenger RNA. RefSeq names its product calcium/proton exchanger. The transcript is spliced from 2 exons. Bases 1767 to 3503 code for a protein of 578 amino acids. The record is from RefSeq and is a predicted model, not a curated record. Gene Ontology annotation, cellular component: fungal-type vacuole membrane. Gene Ontology annotation, molecular function: calcium:proton antiporter activity. Lineage: Eukaryota; Fungi; Ascomycota; Sordariomycetes; Glomerellales; Glomerellaceae. Gene Ontology annotation, biological process: calcium ion transmembrane transport; intracellular calcium ion homeostasis.